AUGCCGCGCACCAAAAAGAUACACGCAUUAAAGCGGCCGAAACUCCGGCAAUCAUGGUCCAAAUUCAAUCUCUACAACCUCUCUCGCGUGACGACACCCCCAGCAGCGAACAAGACCUUCUUCCAGCAAAAAUGGCUCGCCAAGUCAAUGCUACGAUCAUAUCACAACCCGGACGUACGAGAAGGAACAUGGACGCGGAUGUUCGAUAGGCGAUUACCGGCCGUGGUACCGAUGGACCACAGAUACCUGGCGAAAUACGAUGGAAGCGAAAUGGCUAGUGGGAGGGGUAUGGGCGUGGACAAGAGACCGCAGAAAGAUGCGCGAGGGAAUGAGGUACGAGGGCCGGAGAAGACUCCAUACAUGCAUAUGACUUUCCAUCCGUUGGAAAGGAGGUUGGAUACGGCGAUUUUCAGGGCGCUGUUCGCUAGUAGCACGCGAGAGGCGCGGCAGUUUGUUGUGCAUGGCUGGGUGAAGGUUAAUGGCAAGAAGAUGAUAUAUCCGGGCUAUCAGCUCAACCCUGGCGAUAUGUUCCAGGUGGACCCUGAGCGGGUGCUGUAUGCGACUGGUGCGCGGAAGAUCAAGAAGGAUAGGGCGGAGUCGAGUCAGGAGUUGAGGCGGAAAGCUGAGGAGAAGGCGGCGAAGAAGGAGAAGGCAGAGGAAGACCGAGCUGUGGGAGCUGCUGUGGAAGAAGAGGCAGACGACGGCAAAGUCGAGAUCACCGCAGAAGAGGAGGACAGCGCAACCGACAGCGGAAAAGCAUACAGCAAAGAGCUCAAAGCGCUUCUGAAACGAGCAACCAAUAUCCUCGACGACUCGAAGCGCGAUCUCUCCGGCAAGCGCCAACAAGAACUGCGCAACUUCCGCAAAGACGUCAAAUCCACCUUCUCCAAACUCCGCGGCAUGGAAGAAUCCGACCUCCAGGAAACGACGGAAACCUUCGAAACCGCCCUCGCCGAAAUCCUCACCAAAGUCCCCACAGACGUGGACCUCCCCAAAAACGAACAGCGCGCAGCAGCAGAAUCCCCCUCCACAGAACCCCUCCCCUCCAACCCCCAACUCCAAAACAAACCCACCCUCGACAUCCACCGCGCCCGCAAAGACGCCGAACUCCUCCAAGCGGCCCUCGAACGUGCGCGCGCAAACCCCGUCGACACCUCAAAGCCCUACGCCACGCCGUGGACACCGCGAGAUUACAUGAGCGCGUUUGCGUUCAUCCCGAGAUAUCUCGAAGUGAAUCAGAAUAUCUGCUCGGCGGUGUAUCUGAGACAUCCCGUGGCGCGGCCGGGGCUGGCGGAGGUGCCGACGCCGUUCCAUGCGGAGACGAUGGCGUUGGGGUUUAAUUGGUAUUUGAGACGGCGGUAG
This is a messenger RNA of Zasmidium cellare ATCC 36951, 1362 nucleotides long. RefSeq lists its product as uncharacterized. Gene Ontology annotation, cellular component: mitochondrial small ribosomal subunit. Gene Ontology annotation, molecular function: rRNA binding; structural constituent of ribosome. NCBI's taxonomy places the organism in Eukaryota, Fungi, Ascomycota, Dothideomycetes, Mycosphaerellales, Mycosphaerellaceae. The coding region runs from base 1 to 1362 and encodes 453 amino acids. Gene Ontology annotation, biological process: positive regulation of translational fidelity. The transcript has 2 exons. The record is from RefSeq and is a predicted model, not a curated record.